Messenger RNA from Plectropomus leopardus (leopard coralgrouper), 1316 nucleotides. NCBI's taxonomy places the organism in Eukaryota, Metazoa, Chordata, Actinopteri, Perciformes, Serranidae. The record is from RefSeq and is a predicted model, not a curated record.
CCAUUGGUCCGCACGCGGCCGACUGCACGAGAGUAGGGGAACUUUUGGAGUGAACGGGCAGAUGAGUUCAGUGUGUGAGUUGGCCGUCUGACAACAAGUGGUUUUCCGCUGAGAACUAUUUCACCGCUCGGAGGAGACGCAGCUGCUCAGUGUCUUCGGUGUGUCUCGCUGACAAAGUAAUGACUGACAGAUUUGUGAUUUAGGAGAGAAGUGCUCGUCCGCUGCCGUGUUUUGUGUCCCGGAUGCGUCGCGAGUAAUUAGCUGAUUUGCAUCACCCGGCGCUCCCGGUUCAAUCUGCGGGGAAACCUGGCCACACGUCGCCAGGUGGACGGCGAUUCAACUUUUCUCUAACUCACCUCCACUUCACCGCACCUGUCCAACAUGUACAGCAUGAUGGAGCACGAGCUGAAGCCCACCGGCCAGCCCCCUUCUCACCAGACCUCCCAGGGGAUGUCACCGGUCACCGGCAACAUGACCGGGAGCAUGGGCACCAACGGCAACUCUCACCCGAGCUCCAAAACGGCGUGUGCUCCCGGUGUGGACCCCAUGGAUAAAGUCAAGCGGCCCAUGAACGCUUUUAUGGUGUGGUCCCGGGGCCAGAGGCGCAAGAUGGCUCAAGAAAACCCCAAAAUGCACAACUCCGAGAUCAGCAAGAGGCUCGGAGCGGAGUGGAAGCUCCUCACCGACGCCGAGAAGCGGCCUUUCAUCGACGAGGCCAAGCGGCUCCGGGCGGUCCACAUGAAGGAGUACCCCGACUACAAGUACAAGCCCCGCCGCAAGACCAAGCCGCUGCUGAAGAAGGACACUCAGGUGGGCAAGUACCCGCUGUCAGCCGGGAACCUGCUGGCGGCGGCGCAGGGCCAAGGUGGCAGCCCGAGGAUGGACAGCUACGGCUGGGGCCCCACCGGCGGCUACGCCGGCAUGCAGGGCGAGGCGCUCGGCUACACCCAGCAGCUGCACCGGUACGACCUGUCAGCGCUCCAGUACCCACCUGCCAUGACGGCGGCGCAGACGUACAUGAACGGAGCCAACUCAUACAGCCCCAUGUCCUACAGCAGCAGUCCCCAGCAGCCCAGCCCCGUCACCAUGUCCAUGGUGAAAGCAGAACCCGUGUCCCACUCGCCUCCGACAGGGACGCCCAACCACCACCGGGGCCCUCUGCAGGGCGACCUCAGGGACAUGAUCAGCAUGUACAUUCCCGGCCCAGGCGGGGACGCCGGCGACCCCACAGCAGCACAGAGGGGCUACACCAGCGUCCAGCAGCACUACCUCACCGGAACCGUCCCGCUCACACACAUCUAGGACUGGAAGUGGGA